Molecule: messenger RNA, 1669 nt
Organism: Triticum urartu
Lineage: Eukaryota; Viridiplantae; Streptophyta; Magnoliopsida; Poales; Poaceae
Product: putative cellulose synthase-like protein D5
Biological process (GO): cellulose biosynthetic process
Cellular component (GO): membrane
Molecular function (GO): cellulose synthase (UDP-forming) activity
Source: RefSeq, a predicted model, not a curated record
UCGAACGAGCGCCUCGCCGGCCUCUCCAACGACAACGCCGACGACAUCGACAUCACGCCCGAGCGCUCCACCAUGGCAAGCGACCAUACCAACUACACGGUCUUCAUGCCGCCCACCCCGGACAACCAGCCAGGGGCCGCGUCCGCUCCCGCGUCCGGGGGCCCAACCAAGCCGGACAACCUUCCCUUGCCACGCUCGUCGGGCUCCAAGCUCGUGAACCGCCGGAGCGGCGACGAUGGCGCGGCCGGCGGCGGCAAGAUGGACCGUCGGCUUUCCCCGGCGCAGGUGGCCUCGCCGUCCAAGUCGUUGCUGGUGCGGAGCCAAACCGGGGAAUUCGACCACAACCGGUGGCUGUUCGAGACGCAGGGCACGUACGGCAUCGGGAACGCGUACUGGCCGCAGGACGACAACGACGACGGCUCCGGCAUGGGCGCCGGCAGCGUCAAGAUGGAGGACCUCGUCGACAAGCCCUGGAAGCCGCUGAGCCGGAAGGUGGCCAUUCCUCCGGGCAUUCUAAGCCCCUACAGGUUGCUGGUGCUGGUAAGGUUCGUGGCGCUGUUUCUCUUCUUGGUAUGGCGCGCGACGAACCCCAACCCGGACGCGAUGUGGCUGUGGGGGAUCUCCAUCGUGUGCGAGUACUGGUUCGCCCUCUCCUGGCUCCUGGACCAGAUGCCCAAGCUGAACCCCAUCAACCGCGCCGCCGACCUGGCCGCGCUCCGGGAGAAGUUCGAGUCCAAGACGCCGUCCAACCCGACGGGCCGCUCCGACCUGCCGGGGCUCGACGUCUUCAUCUCCACCGCCGACCCCUACAAGGAGCCGCCGCUCGUCACCGCCAACACGCUGCUCUCCAUCCUCGCCACCGACUACCCGGUCGAGAAGCUCUUCGUCUACAUCUCCGACGACGGCGGCGCGCUGCUCACCUUCGAGGCCAUGGCAGAGGCCUGCGCCUACGCCAAGGUGUGGGUGCCCUUCUGCCGGAAGCACUCCAUCGAGCCACGCAACCCGGAGGCCUACUUCACCCAGAAGGGCGACCCCACGAAAGGCAAGAAGCGGCCGGACUUCGUCAAGGACCGGCGGUGGAUCAAGCGCGAGUACGACGAGUACAAGGUGCGUAUCAAUGACCUCCCCGAGGCCAUCAAACGGCGCGCCAAGGCCAUGAGCGCCCACGAGCGCAAAAUCGCCCGUGAGACGGCCGCCGCCUCGUCCGAUGCCGCCCCGCCCCCCGUCAAGGCCACCUGGAUGGCCGACGGCACCCACUGGCCCGGCACCUGGCUCGACUCCGCCCCCGACCACGGCAAGGGAGACCACGCCAGCAUCGUCCAGGUGAUGAUCAAGAACCCUCACCACGACGUGGUGUACGGGGACGCGGACGAUCACGCGUACCUGGACUUCACCAACGUGGACGUGCGCAUCCCCAUGUUCGUGUACCUGUCGCGGGAGAAGCGGCCGGGGUACGACCACAACAAGAAGGCGGGCGCCAUGAACGCCAUGGUGCGCGCGUCCGCGGUCCUGUCCAACGGGCCCUUCAUGCUCAACUUCGACUGCGACCACUACGUGUACAACUGCCAGGCCAUCCGGGAGGCCAUGUGCUACAUGCUCGACCGCGGCGGCGACCGCAUCUGCUACAUCCAGUUCCCGCAGCGCUUCGAGGGCAUCGACCCCUCCGACC